AAGUCAGGACAGGGAAGAAGACUCUCCAGGAUGAGGACAGAAGAAGCUGUGUGGGACUAGUUGCUCCAGACAGAAGGUGCAGUGCUGGCGUUGGUGGGGCUGAAAGUUCUGGUCCAGGGAUGUUGCAGCUGAGCCUGUCCUGGCUGGGACUGGGGCCUGUGUCAGCCUCCCCAUGGCUGCUUCUGCAGCUGGUCGGUGCUACCUGGUUCCUGUCCCGAAUCCUGUCCUGGAUCUAUGACUUCUAUGACAACUGCUGCCGCCUCCAGUGUUUCCCGCAACCCCCAAAACGGAACUGGUUUUGGGGUCACCGGGACCUGGCGAAGAGCAAUGAAGAGUGUUUGCAGCUGAUGGAAGAUGUGGGCCACUACUUCCACGACGUCUACCUCUGGUGGCUAGGGCCCUUGUACCCCGUCCUGCGGCUUGUCCACCCCAACUUUGUUGCUCCCCUGCUCCAGGCCCCAGCCACCAUCAUACCGAAGGAUAUGUUUUUGUACAUCUUCCUGAAGCCCUGGCUGGGGGUUGGGCUCCUGCUGAGUGCUGGUGAGAAGUGGAGCCGCCAGCGCCGCCUGCUGACACCUGCCUUCCACUUUGAUAUCUUGAAGUCAUAUGUGAAGAUUUUCAACAAGAGUGCAGACAUCAUGCAUGCCAAGUGGCAGCGCUUGGCCUCAGAAGGCCACACCCAUCUGGACAUGUUUGAACACAUCAGCCUCAUGACUCUGGACAGUCUGCAGAAAUGUGUCUUCAGUUUUGACAGCAACUGCCAGGAGAAACCCAGUGAAUACAUUGCUGCAAUCUCCGAGCUCAGUGCCCUGGUGACAAAACGGAAUGAGCAGAUCUUCCUGCACAAGGACUUCCUGUACUACCUCACCCCCGAAGGGAGGCGCUUCCGCAAGGCCUGCCGCCUGGUGCACGACUUCACAGAUGCCGUCAUCCAGGAGCGGCGUCGCACCCUCAUUAGUCAGGGUUCCCAAGACUUCCUUAGGGCCAAGGCUAAGGCCAAGACUUUGGACUUCAUUGAUGUGCUCCUGCUGGCCAAGGGUGAAGAUGGGAAAGGACUGUCAGAUGAGGACAUCCGAGCCGAGGCUGACACCUUCAUGUUUGCGGGCCAUGACACCACUGCCAGUGGCCUCUCCUGGGUCCUGUACAACCUGGCAAAGCAUCCAGAGUACCAGGAGCACUGCCGGCAGGAGGUGCAAGAGCUCCUGAGGGACCGUGAGCCUAAGGAGAUUGAAUGGGAUGACCUGGCUCAGUUGCCCUUCCUGACCAUGUGCAUCAAGGAGAGUCUGCGGCUGCAUCCCCCAGUCACUAUCAUCUCUCGCUGCUGUGCCCAGGAUGUUGUGCUCCCAGAUGGCCGGGUCAUCCCCAAAGGGAACAUCUGUGUCAUCAGUAUCUUUGGGAUUCAUCACAACCCAUCCGUCUGGCCAGACCCUGAGGUAUACAAUCCCUUCCGCUUUGAUCCAGAAAGUCCCCAGAAGAGGUCACCUCUGGCUUUUAUUCCCUUUUCGGCAGGGCCGAGGAACUGCAUUGGGCAGACGUUUGCCAUGACAGAGAUGAAGGUGGUCCUGGCACUCACACUGCUGUGCUUCCGCGUCCUGCCAGAUGAGGAGGAGCCGCGCAGGAAGCCAGAGAUAGUCCUGCGGGCAGAGGGCGGCCUUUGGCUGCGGGUGGAGCCUCUGCGUGGAGGCCAGCAGUGACCCACCACCUCCUGGCCUGGGGUCCACCCUAACCCUACACACUUCACUUUGUGGAGUCCCAGGAAUAAAACUGUGCUGAACCUCAAGAGAGCCAGCAGGGGGCUCUUGGGUCUCAUGAGGAUCCAGGGGGGUGGGUGUAGCUGAGAAGGUGGAGGACUGGGAUGGAGGGCAAUACUGAUUUGGGAGCGGGGUCAGGAGGACAGAACUACUCUUUAGGGAAGGUGGAGCAGAGAGCUAGAUGCAGAGGACCUGGAUCCACCGCUCCUUGCCAUUAGACUACCAAAGUUACCAUCCCCGUCUGCCAUUUAGUAGCUGUUUUGCUUGGGGAAAUUGUUUAUCUUUCUAAGGCUUAGUUCCUUUAUUACAGAAUGGUAGCCACCUUCUUGCACUGCUGUUGGGAUUGAAUAAGCAAGCCUGUCUCAAACGACUGAGUCAAUAUCUGGUAAAUGUCAGUACUCAAUAGGGGUGAAUUUCCUCGCUUCUUUUUUCCCUCACUUUGUCAAAUUAAAAUGUUUUAAAAUCCUCAAA
Phacochoerus africanus (Common warthog) is the source of this 2222-nucleotide messenger RNA. RefSeq names its product cytochrome P450 4F6-like. Bases 120 to 1694 code for a protein of 524 amino acids. The transcript is spliced from 13 exons. NCBI's taxonomy places the organism in Eukaryota, Metazoa, Chordata, Mammalia, Artiodactyla, Suidae. Gene Ontology annotation, molecular function: heme binding; oxidoreductase activity, acting on paired donors, with incorporation or reduction of molecular oxygen; monooxygenase activity. The record is from RefSeq and is a predicted model, not a curated record.